This is a messenger RNA of Myxocyprinus asiaticus (Chinese sucker), 5579 nucleotides long. RefSeq names its product nuclear receptor-interacting protein 1-like. Lineage: Eukaryota; Metazoa; Chordata; Actinopteri; Cypriniformes; Catostomidae. Gene Ontology annotation, biological process: regulation of transcription by RNA polymerase II. The transcript is spliced from 2 exons. The record is from RefSeq and is a predicted model, not a curated record. Bases 579 to 3791 code for a protein of 1070 amino acids. Gene Ontology annotation, cellular component: nucleus. Gene Ontology annotation, molecular function: transcription coregulator activity; signaling receptor binding.
GGGAGGGCGAGACAGCAAGAGAGGAGGAGUGUGAAAACUGCGGAGUUCUCGCGGAUUCCGAGAACACACAGUUCACACUCAGACCAGAUUGUCGGUGCCGGAGCCCGGACUGCCCGAUGAGUUUUUGGACUCUACUACUUCCAUUCGGAGUGGCUCAGAGCACACGUCCACGCGCAGGAAACACUCGCGUUUCCAAAAGCCAAGCGGUCUUUCAGGGCUCGGAGAGCGGAAUCAGGUUCCCGUGUGGCCACAUCUGAGAUCGGGAAUGCAGAACUUCCAAAUAUAGAGCGACACUGAAUGCUUCGUCAGGGCAGAGAAACCUCAUUCCUCUGACAGUGCUCACAGUGUCAUUCUAAACCAGUGUGGAUUGAGUCAAAAUGUCACUGAUUGCAAAGUGAUGCCAGCUGGGUUGCCCUGCAAAGACUUUACAAAUACCUGAUGGUCUUGUAUGUAAAACUCUUUGACUGGAAAAGGAGGACAAUCCAAACCCCUACUGCUUUCAGCGUUCAUGGCACAGAUCUUACGAAGACAUUUUCAGUAGUUGUAGAAAAACACAUCAGGGCAUCCUACUGUAGAACAUGACUCAUGGGGUGGAGUCUGGCCCUGAAACUAAACAGGAUUCCACUGCUUUAACAUAUCUGGAGGGUUUGCUAAUGCAUCCGGUCACAACUGGGCCAACUGCCACUGCUACACUGAGAUCAGAGCCAGACCACAACAACGAGGAAAAUGCCAACAAGGUGACUAGGGCAUUUCCGCUACCCAACCAUGGCUCCCCCUCACCAGACAAGGGCAGCCCACCUAGUGCAACCUCACAGCACCUUAAAAAGGCCAGACUGCUUCGCUCAGGGGCGUGGAGUGUAGACGACAGCAAGAAACGGGCUGGAGAUGUGGUGGAAGUGAAUGGACGAGACCUGGAUGGCCCGGUGCAGGGGGAAAGCACAUUGCUGGCCUCUCUGCUGCAGUCCUUCAGCUCCCAGCUUCAGAGUGUCGCCUUGUCACAGCACAUUUCUCAAAGCCACAAACAGUUCAAUAGGGAGAGCAGUGAAAGCUCUCCUGUUGAUAAAGAAACCCAGCAGAGUUACGGCACAGCAUCAGGCCACCUCAAAAGCCUCAUGAGGAAAAGCAAGCAGCAAAACCAUAACACUGUGCCUUAUUGUCAUCGGAGUAACCAGAACCGAAGUUCUGAGUCCCCUCGCUCCAUUCAAAGCUCUGACCAGCCCACUGCUUCAGAAACCAUGUCCUGCACAGAGCGGCUAAAGGCUGUGGCCAACAUAGUGCAGGCAAGGUCCAGUCCGGCCCCUUCCCCAAAGCCCAGUGUAGCCUGCAGUCAGCUGGCUUUACUGCUGUCCAGUGAGGUUCAUCUACAGCAGUACUCCAGAGAGCAGGCCUUAAAAGCACAAUUAGCCAGUCGAUCAGCAAGCGAGAGGUUAGCUGCCAUGGCCACACAGCAAAUGCAGGAUAAGAGGCCUCCCAGCAUGGGGCUGCCAUCAACUUCCCCAAACAUGCUAAGCUCCCUAAAUGUUCAAAAUGGAACACUCCCCCCACCAGCAUUAAACUCCAGCAAGAGAAGCCCUUCCAUUCCUUUGUCCUCCCCAAGAGCCCCCAAAGAGAGACGGCCCUUCGACAGACACAGUCGACCUUCACAAAACUGCAGCAGCCUUCUGCUCCUGCUCCUCAACAACCACAAUGCCCAGCAGCAGCUCACCAAGAACGGACACUUGGAGGAUGAUCACAGCAUCCUCCCAAGCCAGGCCUCCUCCCUGCAGUCUGACAGCGACUACUCCAACCAGGAGAACAGUCUAACCAAAGACAGCAGUGAUGCUGAGAGCUUUUCCAGCUGUUCCCCCAUUGACCUGUCCGUGAGAGGCAGAUUGACUAGCCAAAAAUCUGAGGCCUGCUCUUCCUUAACCUCCUCUUUAGACAAGCUCACAGAGUCUCUCAUAAACAAAUGGAAGCCGGAACCUUCUGUGGCAAAGGCUCGUGAGGCCAUGGAUCUGGAUGCCAGCCCAGACAUGAAAUCCCAUGAUAAGGUCACCCUAAUGCAGUUACUGCUAGAGCGCAGAAAUAACGAGAAGGUAAACAAAAGUCCAGAUAAUCCUGGUUUGCGGCCUGAGGCAGUCAUCAGUAGCUUGACUGCAGGUCCGCUUAAACGGAUUGGUACACCAGAGUACAGCAGGACCCGGAGUCCUCUGGACUGGCAGACAGGUGGAUGUUUAUCUACAUUCAGCUCAGUCUCUCCUUCCUACUCCUACCCAUCUCCCCGUGCCCAGUCCAGCCCCCUUGAUCUGUGCAAGUCUAAAACUCAUUCUAGUGAGAAGAUGGCAGAGCCUCCGUUCAGUGCCAGCAAACUACUACAGAAUCUGGCACAGAGUGGUGUAAAGAACUUGUCCCCUUCUCCUCCAUUACACACUUACAAGUCAACCAGCAGAAGGCAAAGCCCAGAACUUGAGCUUGACAAGCCACAGGCUCUUCAGAAUCAGUUUGUCUCUCCAAUCAAACAGAACAGAACCUCCAUUCUGGAUAGACCCCCUGCUACUCUCACACCUCACAAGCUUGAGCAGUCACCCUUGGCAUCAACGCAAUUAGAAAACCUUCUAGAGAAGCGCACUGUACUGCAGCUUCUGCUGGGAACUGCUUCCCACAAGGAAAGAUCCAGUGUGCACAGGGUCUCGGAAGUAACACCAAGGGGGCUGGAGAAACCUCAGUGGACCUCCGCCACCUGUGACAGCUCAAAUGGGCCUUUACUGGACGUCAAGAUAAAAACGGAGCCAGCAGAGGUGAAUCUUUCAUCAGACAGCUCUGAUGAUGGCAUGUCUCAUCAAAGACAAUCAGAGCAACCCACUCCCAUUUCGGAAACACAGGACAAGAUCAAAUCUGAGCUAUGUCCUAAAGAAACAGCUGCUAAAUUUGAAUUUCUUAGCCAGCUUUUGAAAGAGCAGAAUGCUACCUACCUUUCAAAGCCACACAACAAGCUCCUCGUGAACUCUGUAAAAGAGGAGUCAUUGGAUUUUCACAGCCCUAGUCCUAAAAAAAGAAAACUGUGCAUUGAGCUGGCCGACCACCUGAAUAAUAAGCUCUGUCAAAUAUCAGGAGAUACAACUAGUGACAAUCUGGUGUCUGGAACUUCUGAAUACAAGAACAGACAGCUGAUAAGACCAAGGGAAGAAGAUUUAGCCUGGAGUCCAAGGAGCGAAGCUCCUCUGUCCAGAGAAAGCCAAGGCUUCAAUGUUCUCAAGCAACUCCUUCUCUCAGAAAACUGCCUGAAGGAGUUAUCCCAACCCAGAGGGACCCCGAAUCCCUUCCUCCCUGCAGCCAAUGGAAACUUAACUCAGUCUGGUUUUUCUCAUGAGUUAUCGAACUUGCCAUGGUACCCCUAUUCUCUCAGUACAGGGCCUGGUGUUCCCAAAUCAGUGUCCACUGCAGCAUCUCGUGAUAGCAAUGGGGGGUCUCUACUUUGGGCUAAGGGCUCUCCCAAAGCCUGUCCUAAACCUGUUAAAAAAGAACCUGAGGGGUCACCUGGAGAAACUUUUAGCAGGGAGGAGAGAUCCAGUCCAGACUCGCCCCCUUUUACCAGAUCUAACCCGAUUCUGUACUACAUGCUCCAGCGGGGAAAUGGCCAGCUAAGAAAUGAGAUACGGGAUCAGGUACAGCCAGCCCACUGUGCAGUGAGUGUAAAAGUGGAACCUUGUUGUGAUAACACUGACUAUUACCACAGGAUAAACUCUGUGGCUCAAAGACAGACUCACAGCCCGAGAGAGGAGAGUCUGAAUGGCUCAGUGGAGAAAUGGUAGAUCUUUGCUACCAAAGACAGCAAGAUGCACAGUCAUGCUUUUCUGUCCAUUUUUAUUCUUAAAAUUAUGAAACCAAGACUGUUUGGCUAUUUUCCGCUGUUUAAAAUUAUUUUGUUUGUAUGUUUAAUUCAUUUGUGUUUUUUGAUGUCCAAAUGAGAUGGUCACAUGGCCCUCCAUGAUUUAAUUAUUUUGCAUACACAUCUUUUGUUGAGCCUCUGCUAUGAAUGCAGUUGUACUGUGUAUGCUGAGCUAACUGUCCAACACAACAUAAAAAUUUACACCAUGAAAAACCCUCCCUCCUCCUGUACCUGAAAUAUUUAUGUUGAACAUUCAAUUACGUUUAUUAUUGAGGAAUCUAAAAAUGUUACUGUUAAUUUCACUCUAUAUUUAUCUACAGCCAAAUCAGGGCCCUUCCUGUUUUUUUUAUGCAAAUAAUAUUGUACAGUCUAAGCACAAUACCGUUAUGGAUUUGUGGCAUUGAAAGUCCAAUUAUAACAGGGGAAUAAAUUGUAAUUGUAAUAUUCUUACAGCAGAAUUUAAAGGAAUGGCAGUGUAACUUAUCAGGUAUCUUUUAUGUCAAGCUUUGUUGUGGUCAAGAGAUUUUUUCACAUGUUCAGGAAUGAGUGCUCAAAAGGCUUGUUGCCUUUUUACAGGAAUGUUCUAUAAUUGUAGCUUAGUCAGAUCUACAUUGCUUUAAUUUCAUCUGGAAUGAAACCGUAUAUGUUAUGUGGUGAUAGUGGCAUGAUGUUUAACAAAAAAUAAACCCAAACAAACCAGAGUGUCAUAUUUUUAGCCAAUGAAAUGUUUAUUACAGGUUUGUAUAAUUUGUUUUGUACUUUAUCUAAAUAUUCUGCAUGUAGCAUUUCACAGUCUUAUGAUCUCUAAAUGAAUUAUGUUGAAUUUUGAAAAGAGGUUAUACAGUUUGUCCACCAAAGCCACAAAAGUUAAUUAUUUUGAAUUCUAAUAUUUAUGAAAUACAAAGAUGUCUCUACAGGGAAAACAGAUCCCUGUUUAGGACGCUGUGUGAAUCGUAUGUUCUACUGUGAGAAGGGAUUGCAAUCCAGUUUAAUUGAAGUAUAUCUUUUUCUUUUUUUUUAAUGUGUUUUUUUUAUUCUGAUAAAGGCCCAUCACUCACUAAGUCUUAAAUGAUCCUAGAAAAUGUCAGAAUUUAUUCCACAUUCUCUUAAUACGAUGCAUAUGUUUUGACAAUGGUUAGAUAUAUUUAUGUAAAUAUUGCUUUCAUGAUGAAAGAUGACUAUUUUGUAUUGUUCAAAACAAAAACAAAAAUAGUUUUUAAAGUCUUGUAUUGUACAUAUAAAAACUGUAAUAAUGUACAUAGGGUACUGGAGUAAACACUUUUCUGCAUGUUGUGGGCUAACGAUAAUCUUUGUUCACAUCUACUGCUCUGUCUGAGGUUCUGCUCUGCUGCCCGUAGCAUGCACACGCAUGGGGAGUGCCUGUGUAUGGGGAAAUGUCAAGUCUUAAAAUAGAUGUUUUAUCAUGGAGAGAUGGGGACUUAAACUAUAAUCUGUGCAAAUGCAGUCCUAGACUUGUGAGCCAAUGCUCAAAACUGUGAGGACAAAUGUGCAUUUUGUUAAUGGUUUUAUGUUUCUGUUAUCGGUUAAAAAAGAAGCUAAAUAAUAAUAAUAAAAAAAAACAUUAAGUUUAAUUUAGUCACUCUGUAAUAUACUCCGGUAAUGAUCGGAGCCUUUUGGUUUUCUUGUGUUCUGUCUUUGUUGUUUAUUUGCACUGAUAGCAUAAUAAAAUAUUGAAAAACACAAAAAUAAA